AUGGGUGCCUACAAGUACCUCGAGGAGCUGUACAAGAAGAAGCAGAGUGAUGUGCUCCGUUUCCUGCUUCGCGUUCGGUACGUGUGUCGAUCUUUGCCAUGGCUAACAUAUAGUUGCUGGGAGUACCGCCAGCUGAAUGUGGUGCACCGUGCCUCGCGCCCUUCGCGCCCCGACAAGGCUCGCCGCCUUGGCUAUAAGGCCAAGCAGGGCUACGUUAUCUACCGUGUGCGUGUCCGCCGCGGUAACCGCAAGAAGCACGUCUCGAAGGGUGCCACUUACGGUAAGCCUGUGCGUCAGGGUGUGAACCACCUGAAGCCCCAGCGCUCGCUCCGUGCUCUUGCCGAGGAGCGCGUUGGCCGCAAGGUAUCGAACCUCCGUGUUCUGAACUCAUACUGGGUGAACCAGGAUGGUGUUUACAAGUACUUUGAGGUCAUUUGCGUUGACCCUCAGCACAAGGCUAUUCGUCGCGAUGCUCGUAUUAACUGGAUCGCCAAGCCUGUGCACAAGCACCGUGAGUCGCGUGGCCUCACUGCUGCUGGCCACAAGAGCCGUGGCAUCGGCAAGGGUCACCGUUACAACAACACGAUUGGUGGUGGCAAGAACGCCGCCUACCGCAGGCGGCAGACCCUCCAGCUCAGGCGCUACCGUUAA
This is a messenger RNA of Malassezia sympodialis ATCC 42132, 651 nucleotides long. RefSeq lists its product as uncharacterized. Bases 1 to 651 code for a protein of 216 amino acids. Gene Ontology annotation, biological process: cytoplasmic translation. NCBI's taxonomy places the organism in Eukaryota, Fungi, Basidiomycota, Malasseziomycetes, Malasseziales, Malasseziaceae. The transcript has a single exon. The record is from RefSeq and is a predicted model, not a curated record. Gene Ontology annotation, molecular function: structural constituent of ribosome; RNA binding. Gene Ontology annotation, cellular component: ribosome; cytosolic large ribosomal subunit.